CUCUCAGAGAUGGCGUGUGUCGGUGCUGCUCAGGCGUCCAAGGCCUAACGUGUACACAGAGAAGACCCCCAUCCCCCGAUUUCCUGCAUAUUCCUCGGGUGUCUCUUCUCACUGUGUCCUCCACCGCUGCGGCUAUCUCCCAGCUCUCCCCCCGGCCCAUUUCGCUGUGUGGGUGUCUGGGAGUUGAGUCCUUGGGGGUGGAGGGAAUCAACAUCGUGCUUCGCUGGGGAGCUGUGCAGAAUUAGCUAUGCCCUGCCCAGGCAUCCUUUGACCUGCUGGAUUUCUCCAUUUCUGUCCAUCUGCGCACCAGGGGACAACAUAGGAUGAGAAUCUGCAGUCAUGAUGCAAGGACUGAAAAAUCGAACAAGGAAAGUCCUGGGCUUACGAAAGAAAGACAAGGAUGCAGAAACAACGACUUCACCUGACAAAGAAGGAGGUGGAAGCGGAAAGAAAGGAAGCAAAAAGGCCAAUGGAGCACCGAAUGGUUUCUAUGGGGAGAUUGACUGGGACAGAUAUGCAUCUCCUGACGUGGAUGAAGAGGGCUUCAGCCUCCGGCCCGGUGACGAGGUGGAUGCAACUUCCAAAGGAAAGCAGUUUUUAUCCUCCAGUGACUCCGAGGACGAUGAGGAGAGCAAGAAAAAGUUCAAAAUUAAGAUCAAGCCACUGGUGUCGGACAGCGCCAAGUGUGUCCCUCCAUCUAUGGACGAGCUAAAAGCCUCAGUGGGAGGCCUGGCGCUUUCUCCAUCUUUGAGGAGAAGUCCGAGACGCAGCCCGGGACAGAUGAAAAGGAAUUUGUCCUGUGAAGAGAUCGCGAGACCCAGACGCUCCACCCCCACACCGAGUCCUGCCCCUGAGACACCAAGUGACAGGCUAUCACAGAAUGUUCCUACCUUUUUUGGGCUGCCUUCAGAGACCAAAUAUGCCAGAUAUGAUGUGGUCCGUACUGACAUGUGGGGAGAGUCAAGGCCACGCUCAGAAUCACAUCUAGGCAGAAAUUUCCCAACAGGAGCUCCUCCUCCGCUUCCUCCAAAAAAUAUUCCAUCAAGAAGUCAUUACGGCUAUCCUUUGGACUCUGCGGUUGAUCUACCCAAUGGAAGGGCAGCUCGCAGCUCGGCCCCCAUCUACCUGAAUGUCCUGUCCCCCGCCUCUUACCGAGGCUCCCCCGCCCCUGACCUGGACGACGUGUUCGGACCCAUGGACAGCCCCCGUACCAGUGAAGACACCGUGUCUCCCAGAUGGGUUACUUUCAUUGAGGACAGACCCCCUCCACCUGAUGAACCUGCUCCCCCUCCUCCACCGGACUCUCCUCCCCCAGACACGCCCUCAUCCACCCCCUCCACCCCCUGCCUCUCUCCAGGACCGCCGCCAAACGAGCCCCCACCUUCUCCUCCACCAUUUUCUCCCAGCUCUCCUCCUCCUUUCUCGCCGCCAGACUCACCCCCUUCCAUCGUGCUUGGACAUCCUCCUCCGGAUGAACCAGCACCUCCCCUGCCUCCUGAUUUCUCCCCGUGUAAUACGCCUCCUCUAUGCCUUGACGAUGAUGCAGUGGAUGAGGAGGUGCUUCGGUUUGCAGAAUACUCUUCGUCUCCUGCACCCAUUAGCCCCGUGCCCCCUCUGCCAGCAGAGCGGAGGUCUCCUCGAGCAGGAGUCAUAUCUCCCCUGGUCCUGGGGGGCAUUGGGGGAAAGAGGACUCCAGAGGGAGCAUACCUGAGAGAUGAUAUCCCAGAUUUUGUGGGUUCACCUAGAGAGCUGACGCCUAGCUUCAGGGGCACGCCGCCUCCUCUCCCUCCCACCACCUACAGGUCUAUUAUGUCAUCCCCAGGGCCCUACUCUGGCAGCAGCCCCUCAUCUCCAGCUCGUCCUGCCACGCCUCAGUCUCGAGGCAGUCCAAUCCCUCCACCCCCUCCUCCUCGACCAUCCUCCCGACCGAAGCUGCCCCCGGGGAAACCAAUCACAGACCUGUCUCGACCCUUCAGUCCGCCGGUUUCAGGCAGCCCCCCACCUUUUGCCCCACUGGCCCGUGCAGAGAGCUCUUCUUCCAUCUCCUCCAUUACCUUGCAGAGUGCAGCAUCUACUCCAACCUUAGGAAAGGACCUUAACAUGUCUACUGCAGGAUGCUCCAGAGGACCCAGUCCACUAACCAUGGGACCCCAGGACACUUUGCCAGUGGCAGCUGCCUUCACAGAAACCAUCAAUGCCUACUUCAAAGGCGCAGACCCCAGCAAAUGUGUUGUGAAGAUCACAGGGGAGAUGGUGCUGUCCUUCCCUGCAGGGAUAACCAGGCAUUUUUCCAGCCACCCAACUCAACCCGUCCUUACCUUUAGCAUCAGCAACUAUAACCGACUGGAGCAGGUCCUCCCCAAUCCACAGCUGCUGUGCUGUGAUCCCACAACAGCCAAUGUAGACACAAAGGAGUUCUCUGUGAAUAUGCCAAAUUUGAUGAGCCAUCUGAAAAAAGUGGCUGAACAGAAGCCUCAGGCAACAUACUACAAUGUGGACAUGAUCAAAUAUCAGGUGUCAGCUGCCGGGAUCCAGUCCACUCCUCUGAACCUGGCAGUGAGCUGGCGAGGUGAUGCCACCAACACAGACCUUAGAAUAGACUACAAAUACAACACAGAGGCCAUGGCUGUUCCUGUGCCACUACACGACAUCCACUUCCUGGUGCCUGUAGAUGGAGGCACGGCCAAACUCCAGGCUAUGAUCCCGCCUGCCACCUGGAAUCCAGAGCAGCAGACAAUACAGUGGAAAAUCCCCAGCCUCUCUCAUAGAUCUGAAAAUGGAGGAGUAGGGGCUCUUCUGGGCCGGUUCCAGAUGAUAGAAGGUCCCUGUAGACCCUCGCAGCUGGCAGUCCAGUUCACCAGUGAGGGGAGCACCCUGUCAGGCUGCGACAUCCAGCUGGUUGGGACUGGCUACCGGCUAUCGCUGAUCAAGAAGAGAUUUGCUGCAGGGAAAUAUUUGGCGGAUAAUUAGUGGACCUGUUUAUGAACGGAAACCAAACGAAUCAAUGGCUUUUUGACUGUGAAGACUAUGGACCCAUCAAAAGUUCAGUGCAUUUGAAACUUUAUCUUUAGCAACCAUUAGAAAUAAUGGUCGACAUUUGACAGAAUAACGGACCAUAACACACACACAUACACACAGAAGAUAUUUGACUUCACCACAUCAUAUUGAGUAGACUGACUGCUGCUAAGUUUAUGCAAGUAAAUACAAAUCAUUAGUUUUGUGCACUUGAAACACGUAUGGGCUUAUAUGGAGUAAAACAUAGGAAAACCCUGAUUCUUUGUUCCUGUUAAUAUAGUUGGGGAUUGAUACAGUGAUCCAGCCUUAUUCAUUGCCAUUUCUUUUGCCUAACUGGUUGUAAUUGUAAAUGCACUGUUAAAGAUAAUGUGAAUAAGUUAUAUAACAUUAAAACAAUCUUAAACAAGGUGGGUAAGAAUGGAAAAUGCAAAAACGUGUAGCAUAGGGUUGCUUUGCGGUUAAUUUCCAGUAAGCUAUAGGUUAUGUGGUAAUUUCUGAUUUACACUGCCACCUCAAAUCAGAUGUUUUUUCCCCACCAUGUGUGACUUAUCUUUAUCGCUGUUUUAGCAGAAUUUAUGUUUCUGUGUAGACAACAUUUGAAACAUCACAGCCCAUUUUAUCAGCCUUGUGAUUAAAGUUGAUUGGUCAGCUUACAGUUCAAAGCGACCCACAGCCCUGGAAUAACAUCAGCACUCUUAAUCUGAAGGUGCUUUUUAUAUGGAAUUGUAUUUGUGCCUCAGUCCCUUGACAUGAUGGGGAGUAAAAAUUUUUGGUUGCAAGCACAAAAAUUAUUUUUAGUAGGUGAGUUAUCAUCAUGCAAAUAAUGCUCUAAUUUGAGCUGAAAGAAAUCUAUUUUAAUCUCACUAAAUGUGUUGGUUUGCAAUUGUCUUUCAUUUACUCGUUUUCCUUAUCUCAAAUUUAAAUACAAGUUUUUAAUUUAAGUGUAAAGUGGAAUAUGUCAAUGAAUAAUCAAUGUUUUUAUAUUAACAGUGGAUCACAUCAUCCAUUUUGCUGAUAUAAAUCCAGAGUUUUCUCUUAGGAGUUGGUAGAGUCUUAUGUUGUAUUCACAACUGGUUUCUGAGGUGUCCAAGAGGCCAAACAAAUUGCAGACAUAAGUUCAGUUUCUUUAAAGCUAAAAUUGGUCUCCCUGCAUCUUAACAUUAGAACAAUAGCUGUUUGUUUUUGACCUGUUUCCCAGCAUUAAGUUUCAGCUUUGGCUCUUUUAAGGGAAAAAGGUUUUGGCACCCCUGCUUUAAAGGGACCACAUAAUGCCUUGGCUUAUCUGACAGUUAUCAAGUGAGCCACCAAGCUUAGUUUGCUACUGCAUUACUGGCAAACGCUCUACCAAGAUGGCUACUGCAAAGUAAUCAGGUACAGAUUCACUUUCAAACAGAAUUUCAUAUUUCAUGUUUUCAUGUUUCAGGUUUCAUGAUAAUUGUAUAAUGUAUUUAUACUGUACAGAUCACCUUGUACCCACUUGCCAUUGUAGUACCUCAUACCAGUUACCAGAGAGGGUUAUUGUGUUCAUAUGGAUAAUGAUAUGUAAUUAUAAUAAAUAAUUAGAUUGUUUUUUAAGUGCUAAUAAUUUCUCUACAAAAUCUAAUUUAUGUGCUUGCAAAAAACCCAAAACAAAACAAAAAAAAAAUAAAAAAAUAAAAUGUUCUGUGCUCCAAAUGUCCCAUCCUGCAAUCAGGACUGAAGCACAUAUAUGUAAUGCUAUAUUUUGUACACAUGCAGCCUUUACUUUGAUGGCACGUUAACAUUGACGGGUCACGUGUACAGAGAGUUGAAACUGUCAGAAAAUCAGUUACAGCAGAAAAAAAGUUGUUUGUGGUGGUGUGUGCAUGGUCAACUUUUGUGACGACGAGGUGAAGGUGAUACUUGUAUGACUAACAAAAGCUGCCACUUCAGUUAGUCUGUUCUGUUACAGAAGUUAUGUUUGAAAAGGCCUUAAGAUGUAAGACGCAUACAGAGGCGGAUGUGAGUGCCAUACAGUGGGGAAAAGGAACUUAAUGUUUCAGGAGACAUGUAGAGGGGACCUGGGUGCAGGAGAUGCAUUUAACGCUGCUUAAAAACUUGGCCAAUUCCUUUGACCACGCUCUUUGAUAGAGGUCUUCGGACAUCACAGAGUAAUGAAGAGAAAUGUUUAUCAGGAAGACAGCACUAAUCCCUGUGUCCUGUUUUAUUUUCUUCAUUUUCCACCAUGUUGAAUAAAUGUUUUAGCAUUUUCUAAUAGCAAUAUUUAAAAAAAACUUAAGUGUAAAAAGUGUACAUAAAAAGCUAUGUUUUAAAUAUUUCUCUGGGCAUAUGGACGUGUGUGUCUGUGAUUGUCUCUCGGGUUAUUGAUGUCAGCACUCAUAAUGCAUUAGGUUCUGUGUAAGGACACCACCACUCUUCGUCUAUUGUUUUACAUGUGGGUUUCUUGUGAAAAAAAAAAAGUUUACUGUUGAUGAAUAACUCCAAACGGUGCCGCAUGAAAUCUGCAUUUGUCCAUCACCAGUCUAAUCAAUGCAAUACCACUUUAUCCAUUUUAAUAAGGUCAUGAUCGUGUGUUGUUGUAUAAUUGUACUAUGACAGGAAACUUUCUGCCUUCACUUACACCUCCAAUCUCUGUUUUGCUGUCGUUGCACCUUCAGAACCCCAUUGUCUAUUAAUGCGGCAUGUAUUCGUAUUUCAUGCAUCUGAUAGGUGUUUGACAUUCUCCUGUGUUUGACUUGCACACAAAACAUUAACUUAACUUACAUUAAUAAAAAUAUCCAUGGCUUCAUGUCACAUUUUAUAGGUUGUUUUAUUGUGUUGACUCACAGAUUGAGCUUGGGUGUAAUAUAAAUUUGAGUUUUUAGAAAAAGAAAAAAGAAAGUGUUUUUUUUUUCAGUUAGUUAAGAACAACAGUUCAGAGUUUCUGCUGAUAAUGCUUGUGUUUUUCUUUGCCUUAUUUUUGAUCCCCCAGUAUUGGGUGAGUUUCUCCAAGUUCUUUUUUUGUUUUUUUUUUAUAACUUUUUGGCUGUACUCCUUACACUCCAUUAGACACAGAAUAUGCAAAUAUUUCAUGUAAAUUUCCCAUCCAAAGAUUUUCAAAGUAAAUAUAUGAACAAAUAAAUAUAAUGUAACAUCUGUUUUACAUGGUAAUAAAGAAGAGGAACUAUGAAA
Scatophagus argus is the source of this 6165-nucleotide messenger RNA. It is a transcript of the gene sgip1b, whose product is annotated as SH3GL interacting endocytic adaptor 1b. Bases 340 to 2970 code for a protein of 876 amino acids. Gene Ontology annotation, cellular component: clathrin-coated vesicle; clathrin-coated pit; plasma membrane. NCBI's taxonomy places the organism in Eukaryota, Metazoa, Chordata, Actinopteri, Scatophagidae. The record is from RefSeq and is a predicted model, not a curated record. The transcript is spliced from 23 exons. Gene Ontology annotation, biological process: clathrin coat assembly; clathrin-dependent endocytosis; synaptic vesicle endocytosis.